Messenger RNA from Nothoprocta perdicaria, 3700 nucleotides. It is a transcript of the gene ABL1, whose product is annotated as ABL proto-oncogene 1, non-receptor tyrosine kinase. The transcript has 11 exons. The record is from RefSeq and is a predicted model, not a curated record. Lineage: Eukaryota; Metazoa; Chordata; Aves; Tinamiformes; Tinamidae. Gene Ontology annotation, biological process: regulation of apoptotic process; protein phosphorylation. Gene Ontology annotation, molecular function: non-membrane spanning protein tyrosine kinase activity; ATP binding; protein binding. The coding region runs from base 217 to 3651 and encodes 1144 amino acids.
ACUUUUAACUUGUUGUUUUGCCUGAAGCCACCUCGGGAGCCUUGUCACUGCGUUGGAAGAGCCCGUGCCCUUGUCCCCGCUCCCCGCCUUGAGUGGCUUCGGCGAGCGCGACCUGCCAAAAACGCCUUAUCCUUCCGAGCACCGUCCUGCAAGAUCGGGGAUCACAGGCUUCUUCCAAAACUUCUUGCCCUAGGGAAGGCUGCCCAUAGCUGCUUUAUGGGGCAGCAGCCUGGAAAAGUCCUUGGGGACCAAAGGAGACCGAGUCUGCCUGCCCUGCACUUUAUCAAAGGAGCAGGGAAGAAGGAAUCAUCCAGGCAUGGGGGCCCGCACUGUAAUGUCUUUGUGGAACAUGAAGCCCUACAGAGGCCGGUGGUGUCCGAUUUUGAGCCGCAAGGUCUGAGCGAAGCCGCUCGCUGGAACUCCAAGGAAAACCUCUUGUCCUGCCCGAGCGAAAAUGACCCCCAUCUCUUCGUUGCACUGUACGACUUUGUGGCAAGUGGGGACAAUACCCUGAGCAUAACUAAAGGUGAGAAGCUCCGUGUCCUGGGCUACAACCAUAACGGGGAAUGGUGCGAGGCCCAAACGAAGAACGGCCAGGGCUGGGUCCCCAGCAACUACAUCACCCCCGUGAACAGCUUGGAGAAGCAUUCCUGGUACCACGGGCCCGUGUCCCGCAACGCUGCCGAGUACCUCCUGAGCAGCGGCAUCAACGGCAGCUUCCUCGUGCGCGAGAGCGAGAGCAGCCCGGGCCAGAGGUCCAUCUCGCUGAGAUACGAAGGGAGGGUUUACCACUACAGGAUAAACACUGCGUCCGAUGGGAAGCUGUACGUCUCCUCGGAGAGCCGCUUCAACACUUUGGCAGAGCUGGUCCAUCACCACUCGACGGUGGCCGACGGCCUCAUCACCACGCUGCACUACCCGGCCCCCAAGCGCAAUAAACCCACCAUCUACGGAGUGUCCCCCAACUACGACAAGUGGGAGAUUGAACGCACCGACAUCACCAUGAAGCACAAGCUGGGCGGAGGGCAGUAUGGAGAAGUGUACGAAGGAGUCUGGAAGAAGUACAGCCUCACGGUGGCUGUGAAAACGCUAAAGGAGGAUACCAUGGAGGUGGAAGAGUUCUUGAAAGAAGCCGCAGUAAUGAAGGAGAUCAAGCAUCCGAACUUGGUGCAAUUAUUAGGGGUGUGCACGCGGGAACCUCCAUUCUACAUCAUCACGGAGUUCAUGACUUACGGGAACCUGCUGGAUUAUCUGCGCGAGUGUAACCGGCAGGAGGUGAACGCCGUGGUGCUGCUCUACAUGGCAACCCAGAUCUCCUCGGCCAUGGAGUAUCUGGAGAAGAAAAACUUCAUUCACAGGGAUCUUGCUGCCAGAAACUGCCUUGUAGGAGAGAACCACUUGGUGAAGGUGGCAGAUUUUGGCCUGAGCAGGCUCAUGACGGGUGACACGUACACUGCCCACGCCGGAGCAAAAUUCCCCAUCAAGUGGACUGCCCCGGAAAGCCUGGCCUACAACAAGUUCUCCAUUAAAUCCGACGUCUGGGCCUUCGGCGUGCUGCUGUGGGAAAUCGCGACAUACGGCAUGUCCCCGUACCCGGGCAUCGACCUGUCGCAGGUCUACGAGCUGCUGGAGAAAGACUACCGCAUGGAGCGCCCCGAAGGAUGUCCCGAGAAAGUCUACGAGCUCAUGAGAGCGUGCUGGCAGUGGAGCCCUUCAGACAGGCCCUCGUUUGCUGAGAUCCACCAGGCCUUUGAAACGAUGUUUCAGGAAUCCAGCAUAUCGGAUGAGGUGGAGGAGGAAUGGGGAAAGAAGUGCACUAGGAGUGUAGUGAGUAACUUUCUGCAAGCCCCGGAGUUACCAACCAAGACACGAACAUCAAGGAGAGCUGCUGAAAGCAAAGAUGCCAAUGAGAGCUUGGAGAUCACCCAUGCUCGUGGCCAGGGGGAAUGUGACCCUCUGGACCAUGAACCUGCCAUUUCUCCCUUGCUUCCGCGGAAGGAAAGGGUGGCCAUGGAAAGCAAUUUGAAUGAAGAUGAGAGGUUGCUUCCGAAAGAUAAAAAACCCAACCUCUUCAGUGCCCUUAUCAAGAAGAAGAAGAAGACGGCCCCAACUCCCCCCAAAAGGAGCAGUUCCUUCAGAGAGAUGGACGGCCACGCGGACCGCAAGGCCGGAGGGGACGAGGAGGGCAGGGACGCUGGCAACGGGGCUCUCAUUGCGCCUCCCACAGACGCAACCGACCCCUCCAAAUUUCAGAGCCCGAGCAACGGGGCUGGCGUCACCAACGGGGUCGUCGCCGGCAACUCUGGGUUUUUAUCUCCACAUUUACGCAAGAAAUCCAGCACGAUGAGCAGCAGCCGCGGAGCGGCCGGCGACGAGGAGAGUGGUUCCAACGCGAGCAAGCGUUUCUUGCGCUCCUGCUCGGCCUCCUGCGUGCCCCACGGGGCGAAGGACACUGAGUGGAAGUCCGUGACGCUGCCUCGGGAUCUGCAGUCCACGGGGCGCCAGUUUGACUCCUCCACCUUCGGCGGGCACAAAAGCGAGAAGCCAGCGCUGCCUCGGAAGCGGGCGAACGAGGCCAAGACUGAUGCUGCCCUCCGGGGAACGGUGACCCCCCCUCCCCGGCUGCUGAAGAAGAAUGAAGAGGCCACUGAUGAGGUGUUCAAAGAUGCAGAGUCCAGUCCCGGCUCCAGCCCUCCCACUCUGACACCGAAACUUGGCCGUAGGCAGCCAGCCGGCCCUCCUUCCUCCAGUGUGCUCCACAAGGAUGAUGGAGUCAAAUCCAGUGCCUUAGGUACCGCUGUGACGAUGGACCAAGGUUCUGCUGCCAAACCCAACGCUGCUGGGUUUGCAGGUGCCAACAAGGCUUCUGCCGAGGAGCCGCGGAUGAGGAGGCUCAAGCAGAGCUCGGAGUCAGCGGGGAAGGACAAGGGGAAGUUAUCGAAGCUGAAACCAGCCCCUCCGCUUCCCCUCUCGUCGUCCUCCAUUGGCAAGCCCGGAAAAGUCUCCCACAGUCCCAGCCACGAAGCAGCGGCGGAUGUGGGGACCGGCCUGAAACCCAAACAGUUGACUCAGGUUGCAGACGCUGCGAGCAGUGACGCCGUCAAGCCAAACCAGCCGGGGGAAGGCGGGAAAAAGCUGGGGAUCCCCUCGGUACCAAAGCCCCAGGCCUCUACCAAGCUCCUGCUGAGCACAGCAGCCCCGACUGCCACCUCCUCAUCCGUCCCCUCUGCCCCAAGUGGGGAUCAGCCAUCAUCCACGGCCUUCAUCCCUCUCAUAUCCACGAGGGUCUCGCUGCGGAAGACCCGGCAGCCCCCGGAAAGGAUUGCCAGCGGCACCAUCACUAAAGGGGUGGUCCUGGAGAGCACCGAGGCUCUGCGCGUCGCCAUCAGCAAGAACUCGGAGCAGAUGGCGAGCCACAGCGCCGUGCUGGAGGCGGGCAAGAACCUCUACACCUUCUGCGUGAGCUACGUGGACUCCAUUCAGCAGAUGAGGAACAAGUUUGCCUUCCGUGAGGCCAUCAAUAAGCUGGAGAACAACCUGCGGGAGCUUCAGAUCUGCCCCGCCACGGCCGGCAGCGGCCCUGCAGCCACCCAGGACUUUAGCAAACUUCUCAGUUCUGUGAAAGAAAUCAGUGACAUUGUUCAGAGGUAGCAGAAGCCGGGUGGAAAACAACAACAGCAAAAAAAAAAAAAAAAAAAAA